Molecule: messenger RNA, 2745 nt
Organism: Tachysurus fulvidraco (yellow catfish)
Lineage: Eukaryota; Metazoa; Chordata; Actinopteri; Siluriformes; Bagridae
Gene: rasl12
Product: RAS-like, family 12
Exons: 6
Coding region: 600-1256 (218 amino acids)
Molecular function (GO): GTPase activity; GTP binding
Source: RefSeq, a predicted model, not a curated record
GAUUGCUUUCUUCCUUUCGGAGGUGCGGUUUCCAGAUGGUCAAAAGCAGGCAGACUCCAGCCUACACACACCAACGCAGCUGUACUUUUUAAGUGGUGCCUUUCUCAGUCUCUCCAGCUCUCAACUUUGCCAAAUAUGAUUCAUUUCUACAACAAGCCUUUUCCAACUAAAUCUACACACCUCAGAUUUGCUUAUUGUUAAGAAAUGUCACCCACUGGAAAAGCAUAAGAGGAUGCAGCUGUUUUUCCAGAGGAGCGUCUGAGAAGAUCUUAAGGAUAGCAUCCCUUAGAAGCUGGUCUGAGAGACCAUGUAGGCUGUCACUUUUAGAAAGAACCAAGGCUUUUUUUCAAUGCAUCAUUUCUGUCCUGUUCAGGAUGUCUAUCAUGUUUGGGAAAGCAAAGACGUGCAGCAUUGUUCCCGAACACGAACCUGCAGAGUGCAAUAUUGUAGUUCUGGGAUCGAUGGGCUCAGGCAAAUCAGCUCUCACUGUGAAGUUCCUCACGAAGCGUUUUAUUAGCGAAUACGACCCAAACCUUGAGAUAAAUCGAGCUGUUGAAUUGAAAACAACUGCCCCAGUGUAAUUCAGAGAAUUUUGGAAGAUGAAAAAAUAUCCAAUACUUCAAAGCUCAUAUGCAAACCUUUCAAAGCGAGAAGACACUUAUUCCUCAGAGGAAAUAGUGGACCAGCAACCAGUUCUGGUCAAAGUAAUGGACACAGCAGACCAGGAUGGUCCAGUGAACUGUGAUCGCUACUUGGCCUGGGCCAGUGCAUUUCUCAUCGUCUACAGCAUUGAUAGCAGGCUCAGUUUCGAAGUAUGUCAACAGUAUGUGGAAGCCGUGACACUGUACACCAAAGGCCUGCAGCCUGAAGCUCCCAUCAUUUUAGUAGGCAACAAAGUGGACAUGGAGAGAUACAGACAAGUGAAUAAGGCGGAUGGUGCGACCUUGGCUGCCCGUUUCGGCUGCUUGUUUUUUGAGGUGUCAGCCUGCUUGGACUUUGUGUCUGUGCAAAACGUAUUUUACGAAGCUGUCCGGGAGGUGAGGCGUGAGGCAGAGAGGAGUCUUUCACCCCGGCCUCUUUACAUCACUGAAGACAAAGCACCAAUCAGCCUCUCCUCUGCCUCUCUUCUCUCACCUUGCUAUAAGGAGCUGCCCACUCCGGCCACAGCCAAGCUAGUAACUGUGAAGUCCUCGAGGGCCCAGAGCAAGCGCAGAGCACCUACACUCACCCUCCUCAAAGGCUUCAAGAUCUUUUGACUCUACACUGCUCCCUUAUGGUGCAAGGAGAUACACUUAGUUUUACACUCCCUAUCUCACCCAGAAUGUUUUUAGUAAUACAAACCCAAAUGCCCAUGUACUAACUUUUAAAUAAAAUUUCCUCCCACACCCAGCCCCCCACCCCACAAUAGCCAGGCUAUUUCUACUCAUUCGUGGUUAGUAUAAUAUUUGAACAUUUAUGCAUUAGCUUAUUGUUAAUGUCAGUCUCAGUUCUGGAUUAUUCCUCUAUGCACAGUUUAUUGUUUCCACUGGUGCAUUUCACCAGAUUUAACCAGUUUUACCCGACUCACCCCAAGCUAGAUUGAACUCGUUUAAACGAGUAACCCUAAUCCCUGUUCAUUGCCUUAUUUCACCACUAACUUAAUCAACCUAUUAGCAUGUAUAGUAGCUAGGGUUUUUACUUACAGUGAUUUUGUAUGUUUGCCCACUGACAAAGAGAUUAUCAGUCUAUAAUGUUAAUGGUAGGUUUAUUUUAACAGUGAGAGACAAAAAAAUCCUUUCAAAAAAGUUAUACAUUGAUUUGCAUUAUAAUUAAUAAAAUAGUUAUUUUACCUCUUCACAAAACAUGACUUAGUACUUGGCGGCAAAACUCUUGUUGGCAAUCACAGAGGUAAGACUUUUCUUGUAGUUGGCUAGCAGGUUUGCACACCUGCUAGAUUUUGUCCCACACCUCAUUGCAGAUUGGUUUGAGGUUGUUUGGCGACUAAAACCUUCAGCUCCCUCCACAGAUUUUCUAUGGGAUUAAGGUCUAAGGCUCCAUCGUCACUUUGAUGUGUUGAAGUUGUCCUGUCCCCUUAGCAGAAAAAACACCCCAAAGCAUAAUGUUUCCACCUCCAUGUUUGACAGUGGCGAUGGUGUUCUUGGUGUCAUAGGCAGCAUUUCUCCUCCUCCAAACAUGGAGAGUUGAGCUGAUGCCAAUGAGCUUGGUUUUGGUCUCAUGUGACAACAACACUUUCAAACAUUUCUCCUCUAAAUCAUUGAGAUGUUCACUGGCAAACUUCAGAUGGGCCUGUACAUGUGCUUUCUUAAGCAGGGGGACCUUGCGGGCACUGCAGGAUUUUAGUUCUUCAUGGCAUAGUGUGUUACCCCAUUUACAUUUACAGCAUUUUACCAAUUGUUUUCUUGGUGAAUAUGAUCCCAGCUGCCUUGAGAUCAUUGACCAGAUCGUCCCGUGUAAUUCUGGGCUGAUUCCUCACCCUUCUCAAAAUCAUUGAAACCCACAAGAUGAGAUCUUGCAUGGAGCCCCAGAUUGAGGGAGAUUGAGUUAUUUUGUGUUUCUUCCAUUUGCAAAUAAUCAAACCAACUGUUGUCACCUUCUUACCAAGCUACUUAGCGAUGAUCUUGAAGCACAUUCCAGCCUUGUGUAGGUCUACAGUCUUGUGUACAGGUGUCUUAUGUACAGGUAACAAGCUAACAAAAGAUUGCUCCUGAUACUUAUUUCACUCAAUAAAAUCAUAUUUAUAACUUU